Molecule: messenger RNA, 1317 nt
Organism: Danio rerio (zebrafish)
Lineage: Eukaryota; Metazoa; Chordata; Actinopteri; Cypriniformes; Danionidae
Gene: lrit3b
Product: leucine-rich repeat, immunoglobulin-like and transmembrane domains 3b
Source: RefSeq, marked provisional
AUGCGCCCACUUCUGUAUGCAGAUCUCUCGUUGUGCUUGGCUUUGGUGGUCUGUGCUCAGAGUCCAGCAUGUCCUUCUCUGUGCACGUGUGUGCUCCAGGGUCGCAGUGAUACCAAAGGACUGAGAACUGUGCUCUGCAAGAACCCAGCCUUGACUGCCAUUCCAAUAGAUUUGCCAAAUGACACGGUGAAGUUUCGUCUGGAGCGCACCUCUGUUUCCAGGAUAUUUAGAGGAGCUUUCUCAGCCAUGCCAGAGCUGCUUUAUUUGUGGCUUACAUAUAACUCCAUCUCCGUCCUACACCCAAGAAGUUUCACAAACCUGUCCUCCCUACAUGAGUUACGACUGGACGGGAACCUGCUGUCCACCUUCCCCUGGGAAGGGCUCAGGGAUAUGCCCCGUCUGCGAACUCUUGGACUGCACAAUAACCGCCUGGCACGAAUACCACUCCUGGCUGUCCGCUACCUUAGAAAUGUGACUUACCUGGAUCUCUCGAGCAACAGGCUGAGCACUCUGGCCAAUGACCUGACGGCUCUCUGGCUGUUCAGUGACAGCAAUCAAACCCAGCGCUCCUUUGUUUUAGGUCUUCAAGACAAUCCCUGGGUCUGCGAUUGUCGGCUUUCCACCUUGCUUGACAUUAGUCGAGGCCCAGAAAGCUCUCUGGUCCUGCUGGACCGCUUCCUGACAUGUAGUGAACCUUUGGAUCUGGCUGGAGUUCCCUUUCAGAGUGUAGAGCUCAGCCGAUGCCGCAGGCCGUAUGUGGUGACGUCUGCCACAAAGAUCACCGCUCUGCUGGGCAGCACUGUCCUGCUCCGCUGUGAGGCCACAGGACACCCGACGCCAGCACUCAUGUGGAUCAAAUCUGCCAAACGCAACCUUUAUAAUCAAGAUGUGCAAGAGUCUCCUCGUGUGGGGGUCCGAUGGUCUGUGGUCAGUCUAAACGGGAUCUCCUAUAGUGAUGCAGGAGAGUAUCGGUGCAGAGCGCAAAACAUGGCAGGCAUUUCAGAGGCCGUCGUCAGUCUGAAUGUGGUCGGGGUAAUGGCCGAAUAUACAGACUUCAAAAACUCCGACCAACAGCAAACUACCACAAAAUCAGACUCUAAACGGACGAAACCCAAGCAGAAAUCUAAAGCGAUGAUGCCUCGAAAUAUGACCGGUUCACUUUCUCCUCUAAAGAGAGUCCUGAAAACCCCCAAAGCUGGCAGAGACAAAAUGAAAAGGGACAGGACAGCUGUACAGAAGCUGUCCCACAGACACUUUCUGACUGCUUCUGAUGAUUCACUCCUUCACUCUCACGCUGACAAACACCUCUUGUAUUGA